Exophiala xenobiotica is the source of this 963-nucleotide messenger RNA. RefSeq lists its product as uncharacterized. Gene Ontology annotation, biological process: protein phosphorylation. The transcript has 2 exons. Gene Ontology annotation, molecular function: protein kinase activity; ATP binding. The record is from RefSeq and is a predicted model, not a curated record. Bases 1 to 963 code for a protein of 320 amino acids. NCBI's taxonomy places the organism in Eukaryota, Fungi, Ascomycota, Eurotiomycetes, Chaetothyriales, Herpotrichiellaceae.
AUGAGACCAGACAUACCAAGUUUCUGCCCGACAAAGUCCGCCAUGUGUUCUACAUGGAUAUCUUGGAUGAAUGCCCUGUGCUUCAGCCCUGUGCUUCAGGCCAGUGCUCAAUUUACCCUGGUCCCCAAUCCCGCGCCCACCGAAAUCGACACAUUCAUGUCAACGAUCGAGGUGCUAGCGGCCGGCGAGUCAAGCGUUGUCUAUGGGGUUGACGGCAAGAGAGUCGUAAAAGAAUACACAAUCACCAAAAACAAAGAGGAGCUCAUCGAGCGUCGAGCAUACCAGCGGCUUGGCUCACAUCCAAAUAUUGCCAGAUGUCUUGGGAUCACAUUCAGUGGUUCUAUCAUCCUGGAACGAGGCCAGGCCCUUCGGACAGUAUCCCAAAGGACGAAUGUAGCGCAGAUUCCAUUGCCCAGGAAGAUUCGCUGGCUCAGGAAUAUUGCGGAGGGCCUGCGCCAUAUCCAUCAAAAAGGAAUCGUGCAUGCCGAUGUUGGAUGCCAAAACGUGAUCUUGGUGGACCCGGGCGACCGCGCGAAGAUAAUCGACUCUGACGGCUGCAGUAUCGAUGGGGAAGACGCGAAUGCUUGUUAUGAAUGGUUCAGUUAUCGACGGUCGAUGCCGAGAGUGAGCGAACAGACUGAUAUCUUCGCUUAUGGCUGUUUGGUGUACGAGAUCAUCACAGGCCGUCCCCCCUACGAGGAAUUCGGAACGUCCGAUUACCGGUCCUACCUUGUCCGGCAACUCUAUCAGGGAGCCCAAUUUCCCGCUGUCUCGCAUCUGCCCUUGGGCCCCUUGAUGCAGGGUUGUUGGCAUGGCACUUUCAAAUCUAUGACAGAAGUGAUCCAGGCAGUGGACCUGGCCGACCGUUCGAAUCGGAAAGCCAAAGCCAAGUUUAGAGCAGCCUCCAUCGUCGGGGCUCUCAAGAGCAGCUGGACACGCCAUCGGUGGCCGAGCAGAUCUUGA